UAUUCAGUAAACUCUCGUACGUUGACGUUGCAGGUUCUCCUUCGCGCGCGCGACUAAAAGAUGGCCCGUACCAAGCAGACAGCUCGUAAAUCGACCGGUGGUAAGGCACCGCGUAAACAACUCGCCACCAAGGCGGCUCGUAAGAGCGCACCGGCAACCGGUGGUGUCAAGAAGCCCCAUCGCUACAGGCCCGGCACCGUCGCCCUCCGUGAGAUCCGUCGUUACCAGAAGAGUACCGAAUUGCUGAUCCGCAAGCUGCCGUUCCAGCGUUUGGUGCGCGAGAUCGCUCAAGAUUUCAAGACUGAUCUCCGUUUCCAGAGCUCCGCUGUGAUGGCCCUCCAGGAGGCGAGCGAGGCAUACCUCGUCGGUCUCUUCGAAGACACCAACCUUUGCGCUAUCCACGCGAAGCGCGUCACCAUCAUGCCAAAGGACAUUCAGCUCGCUCGCAGAAUCCGCGGGGAACGCGCCUAAAAUACACGCGCACGCACACACAGCGCCAAAGACCGACGACGCGCGCACUUCUCACCGUGCGCGUGUCUUGUUUGUCUUUACGCUUCAAAAGGCCCUUUUCAGGGCCACAAGAGUUUCUGUUAUGAUAAUAUAGUUUCAACGUAUUUUAACAUCGCAUACAAACAAAUAUUAUAAUAUUAGAGAAU
Pectinophora gossypiella (pink bollworm) is the source of this 656-nucleotide messenger RNA. Its product is annotated as histone H3. The transcript has a single exon. Gene Ontology annotation, molecular function: DNA binding; protein heterodimerization activity; structural constituent of chromatin. NCBI's taxonomy places the organism in Eukaryota, Metazoa, Arthropoda, Insecta, Lepidoptera, Gelechiidae. Gene Ontology annotation, cellular component: nucleosome. Bases 61 to 471 code for a protein of 136 amino acids. The record is from RefSeq and is a predicted model, not a curated record.